GGCGCCGAGCAGUAGGUGACAGCAUGGCUUCCCGGGACCUGCCGCCAGCCACCUCCUACGCCCCGCCCGACGUGCCCUCGGGGGUCGCGCUGUUCCUCACCAUCCCCUUCGCCUUCCUCCUGCCCGAGCUGAUAUUUGGUAUCUGGGUCUGGAUCCUGGUAGCUGUCACCCAAGUGGCAUACCCGUUGCUUCAAGGAUGGGUGUUAUAUGUCUCGCUCACCUCAUUUCUCAUCUCUCUGAUGCUCCUAUUGUCUUACCUGCUUGGAUUUUACAAAAAAUUUGAGUCCUGGAGAAUCCUGGACAGCCUGUAUCAUGGGAUUACCAGCAUCCUGUACAUGAGUGCCGCUGUCCUGCAAGUAUACGCCACAAUCAUUUCUGAGAAGGACAGCCUGAAAAACUACUACGUCAACACUGCGGCCUCGUUCUUUGCCUUCAUCACCACCCUGCUAUACAUCCUCCACGCCUUCAGCAUCUUUUACCACUGAGGCACUGGGAGCCAUGC
Messenger RNA from Castor canadensis (American beaver), 502 nucleotides. It is a transcript of the gene Mall, whose product is annotated as mal, T cell differentiation protein like. Gene Ontology annotation, biological process: myelination. NCBI's taxonomy places the organism in Eukaryota, Metazoa, Chordata, Mammalia, Rodentia, Castoridae. Gene Ontology annotation, molecular function: structural constituent of myelin sheath. Gene Ontology annotation, cellular component: membrane. The record is from RefSeq and is a predicted model, not a curated record.